Malassezia japonica is the source of this 720-nucleotide messenger RNA. RefSeq names its product complexed with cef1p (gene CWC15). The record is from RefSeq and is a predicted model, not a curated record. Gene Ontology annotation, cellular component: catalytic step 2 spliceosome. Lineage: Eukaryota; Fungi; Basidiomycota; Malasseziomycetes; Malasseziales; Malasseziaceae. Gene Ontology annotation, biological process: mRNA cis splicing, via spliceosome. Gene Ontology annotation, molecular function: RNA binding. The coding region runs from base 1 to 720 and encodes 239 amino acids. The transcript is spliced from 3 exons.
AUGUCGUCGGCGCACCGUCCUACGUGGGAGCCGGCGAAGGGCAAGUCGGACAUUGCGCACCUGUCGCAGGCGUUUUCGAAGCACUCUCUGCCUGCGCAGACCAAGCUCAAGUUCCGGAAACCGGGCGACCAGCAACGCAAGUCCCUGCAGGAGCUCAAAGAAGAGCUCGCUGCCGGCGAAAAACGGGCCAAGGCGGCGCGCAACCCGGACGCGGACGACGACGAGGAGGAAGAGAGCGACGGGAAGCGGCGCAAGCUCCUCGGGAGUGCCGAGGACCUCGACGCGGAUGACGAGGAAGACGCGCCGAAAGGCAAGGAAAAAGCCGCCGACGAUGAUGACGACGAAGAGGAAGACGAGGAAGACGAGGAAGACGAGGACGAGGACGAGGAAGACGAUACCGAGGCCCUCCUGCGCGAGCUCGAAAAGAUCAAGCAAGAGCGCCGGGAAGAACAGGAGCGGCGCGAACAGCGCGAGACGGUGCAGGACCAAAUGACGCGCGAAGAGGAGAUCGCACGGGGCAACCCGCUAUUGAACCUCGAGAAUGCGCUGCACGGCGACAGCACGGCGCAUGCCGCUGCACCGUCCGAGCAGCGCUGGGACGAGGACCUGAUUUUCCGGAACCAGGCCGCAGGCACGACGGACCUGUCGAAGCGCGGCUUUGUCAAUGAUCUUACACGCACCGAGUUCCACAAAAAGUUUAUGAGCCGUUACAUCAAGUAG